UAUAAAUAUUUUCUCUUUUUUCUGCAACUGAAAAUUGGACGAGUUAGGAUUGUCAUUUGAUCCAAAUACGGUAAAAUGUACGUGUAAUAACGUCACAAAGCUAAAGCGUGGGUGGUUAUAAGGAUACGUGAUAUACUAUGAAGUAUAAUUGACUAUUUCGGUCAAAGAGAUGCUGAGGAACCGUCAGGUUAAAGAAAUCUUUACUCCUUUUACUCUGAUUAAUCAAAUGCUUUAAAGCAUCUUCAGUGUCCCCUUGACUGCAGCCUCGAUCUGAUAGCAAAGUAUUAAAUCACAUUUUCAGUUUAAUUUUAAAAUUUUUUAUAGAAAUGUAUCAAGUUAUCCUUACUUUCUUUAUUAUUAUUACUUUAAUACGAGGAGAAGAUUAUUAUGAGAUUCUUGGUAUAAACAGAUCAGCUGAUCAGGAUGAAAUCCGAAAGGCUUUUAAGAAGUUAGCUAUCAUUUAUCAUCCUGAUAAAAAUAAUGAUGAUCCAAAUGCUCAUGAUAAGUUUGUUCGAUUAACAACAGCUUAUGAGGUAUUGAAGGAUAAUAAUUUAAGAAAAAAAUAUGAUCUUUAUGGAGAAGAUGGCCUUAAUAAUUCUAAUAAGAAGCAAACCUAUCAUUCAUGGACAUCUCCUUAUUAUUAUGAAAAUAGUUUUAUGUAUGAAGAUGAUCAAUAUGUUAUUAAUUUGGAGGAAAGUGAUUAUUUUGAAAAUAUUAUGAAUUCGGAUUCAAGCUGGUUUGUGAAUUUCUAUUCUCCGAUGUGCAGUCAUUGUCAUUACUUAGCACCAACUUGGAAGGAAAUUGCUAAGUUACUCAAUGGCAUUAUGAAAAUUGCAGCAGUGAAUUGUGAAUAUAACAGGCAACUAUGCCAUCGAGAAGGAGUUCGUGCUUAUCCUACAUUGAUUUGUUAUGGAAAGCGUUCACAGCAUGGAGAGCACUAUACAGAGGAAAAAUCACAAGAAGCCAUUAUGCGAUUUGCAUUAGAUAGACUAAAUAUCCACAUAUCUGAAAUAAAUAAAAUGCAAUGGGAAUUAUUUUUAAACCACGAAAUCAUUACACAAAGACCUGUGCUAAUUUUUAUAUGUGAUGAUCAGCAAAACUGUUUCACUUCUGAUGAAAGGCUUAUAGUAGCAGCUACAUUUGAUAAGCUGAUUGAUGUAAGAUUAUAUAUAUGCGAGGAUCAUUAUGACAUGUAUCGUGAGAAGGUACGCGCGAUCUAUCUGCCAAUGUAUAGCACAUCUUACAAACCAGUGUUCUUUAAUAGUACAUCUGAUAUAAAUACAUUAAUAGAAAAACUCUGGGAACAAUUGCCAAAUCCACAAGAGCUGACGGACAAUGAUUUUGAUAUUAUUAAGAGAACAGAGUUUAAUGCUGCUUGGCUUAUAUGUUUUUAUAUUGGCGACUCGGAAAAUCUGAAAGAUUUAAAUCUGCAAAUGAAAAAAUUUUCAAUUAGUGGUAUUAAUUUAGGUAUAAUACAUUGUGGUAAAAAUGGACAAUUUUGUAAUAAAUUAGGCAUCAAUCGUUAUCCAGUUUGGGGUAUGCUUAAACCAGGUGGAGCAUUUGAAUUGAAUCAUGGAAAAGCUACUAACAAUGAUAUCAUCAAAUUUGUACAGAUUAGUAUAAAAACUACAAAUCUUUGGGCGCUCUCUGCAGAGGAAGCAUUAUCAAUAUUACAAAACAAGGAAAAUGAAGUGUGGUUCUUAGAUUGGUAUUCACCAAGGUGUCCACCUUGUAUACGGUUUUUGUCGGAACUUCGCAGAGCAUCAUUAAAAUUUGAUGCAUCUAUUGUCCGUUUUGGUACUAUUGAUUGCACUGUUCAUACUAUGAUAUGUCAUCAUCACAAUAUACAGCAAUAUCCUACUGCAAUGCUCCUAAAUGGCAGCAAAACAUAUCAAUUUACACUACAAAAAACAGCUGCAAAUAUUAUCCAAUUCAUUAAUGAAAAAAGAAACCCAUCAGUUAUAGAAUUAACAUCGGAAAAUUUUAAUCGUAAACUGGCAAAAAAGAAAAGUAAAAUUAUGUGGAUUGUUGAUUAUUUCGCAUCAUGGUGUGCACCAUGUCAGAGAUUAGCAUCUGAAUGGAUUGCUGUUGCAAAAUCAUUGAGCAGUUUGUCGUUUGUAAAUGUAGCCAGUGUAGAUUGCGAGGCUGAAGCUUCUUUGUGCGCGUCGCAAGGAAUACGCUCUUAUCCUACCAUUAGAAUGUAUCCAUUAGGAAGUGAAGGUUUAAAUACAAUCGCUUUAUAUAAUGGACAACGAGAUUCGUUAUCCAUAUUAACAUGGAUAACAAAAUUCCUUCCAAAGAAAAUCCACGAUUUAAAUCCCUCUGAUUUCCAAAGAAUGUUGGAGUUUAGUAAGUAUAUAUGGAUCGUCGAUUUUUAUUUGCCACAAUGUUGGCACUGUCAAAAAAUGGAACCCGAAUUUGCAAUUGCUGCUCAGUUGUUAGAAAAAGUAAAAUUUGGAAGAAUUAAUUGUAACUUCUACAUGAAUGAAUGUGCACAUAUAAAAGUAUUUCCGACGUUAAUAUUAUAUAAACCGAAGCAGAAGAAGAAAAAUAGACAUGAUAUGGAUAAUAUCAGUAUUGUUGCAACGACAGCUGAGGAAAUCAGGGAUGAAAUUUUGAAGAUUAUUAAUUUUCGUAUAAAACAUGACGAGUUAUAAUAGAUAAAGAAUGUAUACAAUGAUCCACUGCCGCAAUUGUAUGUGCCGUAAAAAUUCGUAUUCCAUUCUUUUAGAAGGAAUGAGGUAUAAAUUAGAUCAAAUAUAUAUCUUUCAUUGUGAUACUUUUACAUAUUUUUAUAUGUAAAACAAUUUUAAGACACACAUACUUAUUUUGCAACUUUCCUUAAACACAUACGAAUAAUAUGUAUAAUAGUUAAUAAA
This is a messenger RNA of Camponotus floridanus (Florida carpenter ant), 2879 nucleotides long. Its product is annotated as dnaJ homolog subfamily C member 10. The coding region runs from base 327 to 2657 and encodes 776 amino acids. The transcript is spliced from 12 exons. The record is from RefSeq and is a predicted model, not a curated record. NCBI's taxonomy places the organism in Eukaryota, Metazoa, Arthropoda, Insecta, Hymenoptera, Formicidae.